AUGACGGAAGACGAGAGCAAGAAAGAAUCGAAAACGUACGAAGAGCGAUGCGAAGCCGUGAAUGUGAUCUCGCAUCCACUUGCGUCCAAAAAGAGCACAAAGAAAGCACACAAACUGGUCAAGAAGGCUGCGGCUGCCAAACAUAUCCGACGAGGCGUCAAGGAAGUCGUCAAAGGGUUGCGUAAAGGAGAGACCGGGGUCGCUAUUCUUGCGGGCGAUAUUUAUCCCGUUGACGUUAUCUCGCAUCUUCCGGUGCUCUUGGAAGAAAAGAAUAUUCCGUAUGUGUUCGUUCCUUCAAAGCAAGAUCUUGGGGCAGCGGCUUCUACCAAGCGCCCAACGUCAUGUGUUUUGAUUCGGGUGCCAAAGAAAGACUUCGAUGGACAGGAUCUUUACGAUGCUUUGGUAAAGGAGGGGAAGGAAUAUGACCCUACUUCGGUAGCAGUCCGGUAG
Phaeodactylum tricornutum CCAP 1055/1 is the source of this 450-nucleotide messenger RNA. RefSeq lists its product with no specific name. The record is from RefSeq and is a predicted model, not a curated record. The transcript has a single exon. NCBI's taxonomy places the organism in Eukaryota, Bacillariophyta, Bacillariophyceae, Surirellales, Neidiaceae. Bases 1 to 450 code for a protein of 149 amino acids. Gene Ontology annotation, cellular component: nucleolus; box H/ACA snoRNP complex. Gene Ontology annotation, biological process: rRNA pseudouridine synthesis; snRNA pseudouridine synthesis. Gene Ontology annotation, molecular function: box H/ACA snoRNA binding.